Molecule: messenger RNA, 735 nt
Organism: Eutrema salsugineum
Lineage: Eukaryota; Viridiplantae; Streptophyta; Magnoliopsida; Brassicales; Brassicaceae
Product: agamous-like MADS-box protein AGL62
Exons: 2
Coding region: 1-735 (244 amino acids)
Biological process (GO): regulation of transcription by RNA polymerase II
Molecular function (GO): protein dimerization activity; RNA polymerase II cis-regulatory region sequence-specific DNA binding; DNA-binding transcription factor activity, RNA polymerase II-specific
Source: RefSeq, a predicted model, not a curated record
AUGGCAAGAGUUUACAGAGGCCGUCGGAAACUUCCGAUGGUGAAGAUGGAAAAAGCCAGCAACCUUCAAGUUACUUUUUCAAAAAGAAAAUACGGUUUUUUUAAAAAAGCUAGUGAACUUUGUACUUUAUGUGGUGUAGAAAUGGGAGUAGUUGUGUUUUCACCGAGUCGAAAAAUGUUUUAUUUCGGAAAUCCGGAUAUUAAAUCUGUAAUUAACCGUUUUGAAAAUUAUCUUCAUGGUCCUUAUAUGUGUUUUGAAGAUGGUCCGAACACAACUAUCCAAGAUCUCAACAGUCAACUCACUCAGGAGUUGGCAAAGCUUAAAGUGGAGAAAGAAAGGAAGAAAUUUUUGGAUAAGAUAAGAAAUAAGAGAGAAGAAAUAGAGAAAUGGUGGGAAAAUCCUCCGAAUCAACUUGACUUACCUCAAACCACUUGUCUAAUAAGUGUUUUGGAAAAUUUGCGAAUGGAAUUGGAAACUCAACCAUCCCAACCCUCACAAGCAAUUGUUCCUCAAAAUUGCUAUGGUGGAAGUUAUAACAACAUUGUUGGUGGUGGCAAUAUCGAUCUUUUUGACCAGGGAAGAAUGUUCGAUGUGAAUGCAUUGAACUAUGAUCCGAACAUGGUUAUUCCUAAUUAUGGACCAAUGUUUGGAUAUAGCGAUAACUACAAUGUUUUUGAUGUGUUCGAUCCGAGAUACAAUAUGAAUUGGCCUGAGUACAACCAGAGCCAGUACUAG